CCUUGGAUUUCGGGUGGGGGGGGUUCUACCUCGUGCCGGAUCUACCUCGGCUGGCAACGGCAGGGACGGGGCUGCCUCUGGGGCGCUCGACUAAAGUCGCUGGCGGCCGCCGUUCGCGCAUCGCAGCGCCUGCCUGACCGUCGCUAUGUCGGAUUUCGAUAGCAACCCUUUCGCGGACCCAGACAUUAACAACCCUUUCAAGGAUCCUUCUGUUACACAAGUGACUAGAAAUGUUCCACCAGGAUUAGAUGAGUACAAUCCUUUCUCAGACUCCAGAACACCACCACCAGGAAAUGUCAAAAUUCCUAAUGUGCCCAGUACACAACCUGCUAUAAUGAAACCAACCGAGGAACCACCCGCUUAUACUCAGAUUGCAAAGGAGCAUGCCUUGGCCCAGGCUGAACUGCUUAAGCGACAGGAAGAAUUAGAGCGAAAAGCAGCUGAACUUGAUCGCAGGGAAAGAGAGAUGCAGAGUCUCAAUCAACAGGGAGGAAGAAAGAACAAUUGGCCUCCACUGCCAGGAAAUUUCCCAGUGGGCCCAUGUUUUUACCAGGAUUUCUCAGUAGACAUCCCUGUAGAGUUCCAGAAAACAGUAAAGAUUAUGUACUAUUUGUGGAUGUUCCAUGCAGUGACAUUAUUUCUUAAUAUUUUUGGAUGUCUGGCCUGGUUUUGCCUUCAGCCCAGUCGAGGAGUUGACUUUGGACUGAGCAUUCUCUGGUUCUUGCUUUUUACCCCAUGUUCAUUUGUCUGCUGGUACAGACCACUUUAUGGAGCUUUCAGGAGCGAUAGCUCCUUCAGGUUCUUUGUUUUUUUCUUUGUAUACAUUUGUCAAUUUGCUGUGCAUGUCCUUCAAGCUGUAGGAUUCCAAGGUUGGGGGAACUGUGGAUGGAUUUCAUCUCUUACUGGACUUAACCGGAGUAUUCCAGUAGGCAUUAUGAUGAUAGUCAUAGCAGCACUUUUUACAGCUUCUGCAGUCAUCUCAUUAAUUAUGUUUAAAAAGGUACAUGGUUUAUACCGAACAACUGGAGCAAGUUUUGAGAAGGCCCAGCAAGAAUUUGCAACGGGUGUGAUGUCCAACAAAACUGUACAAACUGCUGCAGCAAAUGCUGCCUCAACAGCAGCAACCAAUGCUGCUCAAAAUGCUUUCAAGGGUAAUCAAAUAUAGACAAAAGAGAUGAAACACAUUACAAAUUUCUGGCUGUACUUUAUUUUUCAGUCCCUAAAGACUUAUGUUAAAAAUGCACACAGCAUGUAUGUCUUUUCAGCUGUGCAUGGGCUAAGACAGAAAAAAGAUCAUUCCAUUCUUUUUAGAUUUUUUUAAUGAGAAGUUCUUCCUAGCUACACUCCUAGCUUAUAAUAGUUACUUUUUUCUCUCCAUAUUUUUAGAGGUACAUGAUAUUUGACGAAAAUUAGAACAGUAGCUUUAAAAUUCAUACAGCAAGUUUAGCUUCUGAGAUAAGCAAACAAUUUUGUUUUUCCAUGGUGUGUCGCUCUCCGUGGAACUGUUCCUCCUGACUUGAGACAAGCACUUUGAAUUAACCCUGUUCAUAACACUUUGCUUCCCUGUUUUCGUAAGAAACAAAAGAAGCUGACAAUAUUGAACAUUAAAUUUUGGCUGCUGCUUUGUAGCUCCAGCAGCUGAUGAAGGACAGACGUAAGCUUAAAAUAAGUAUGAUAGAUGAUGUAAAUUCUUUUUUUUAGGAGAAUAGAUUUUUUUAAAUAAUCUAAGUCUGCAUGAAAGAAUUUUGACCAUGCUGCACUAGUGUUCUGGUCCAGAAAUUGUCUAUCAGUCCGGUUAUAGUAUUUGUUAAAAUCUGUUUUCAUGGUGUAUAUAGUGUUCUAACUAGAUAUCUUGGAGCACAGAUGUCUUCAUCCAAGUAAUGCAACAUGAAGUGAAAAGAAUUAUGUUUUAACUGAGCCAGAGUUGUUAUAUUUGUUCUUUUUGAUUUAACCAUUCAUGAUUAGGAAGCACAUAUUUCUAAACAGAAUCUGUUUAGCAAUAUUUAAAACAUUAAUGGCUAGUCCAAUAUGACUUGUGUUAAAUUGUAGUGGAAUUUAUUUUGUGCUUCAGAAUUUUGACAUUUUUAGGGUGUGCAUUUGUGUUUAAUGCUAUUAUAUCUUUAGUCUUGUCAGUCACUCUGUUUAGUAUUUGUAUAAACAUCUGAAUAUUCAAUAACUUAUUUAAAUUUUUAACAUUGUAGACACUAAUCAGGCUUCCAAAUACUGAUAAUUAUGUACUUGAAUUCUUUUAACAUACUUCAGCCUUCAUAUGAGAUUUAAUCUGAAUAAGUGCAUUUUAUUAAAUGCAAAUUGAAGAUACACAUUAUCAUAAUUAGUUUAGCGUGGUGCUAUAUAGCAGCUUUUUGUUAUUUUAAUUGUUCAUAUUAUUCUAAGACUUAAUUGCCUCUUCAGGUUACUUUUCCAUUUUGAGUUUCUAAACUCUAGGCGUUAAUGUAUGACAAUUUGAAACAUACUAUAUUUAACAUGUUUAGUAGACCCUAGAAUCCCAGGUUGUAAUGUUUGGAGAGGACCUUAGAGACCGUAUUUGAUUCAGUA
Molecule: messenger RNA, 2556 nt
Organism: Pseudonaja textilis
Lineage: Eukaryota; Metazoa; Chordata; Lepidosauria; Squamata; Elapidae
Gene: SCAMP1
Product: secretory carrier membrane protein 1
Biological process (GO): protein transport
Cellular component (GO): recycling endosome membrane; trans-Golgi network membrane
Source: RefSeq, a predicted model, not a curated record